UGACAGCUUCCGGCUGGUGGAUCCUCCGGCUGGUGGCUCCUCCGCCUGCCCUAGCACACCGUUUAGCCCUUUCACUGAGGGUGGCUCCUAGGCCAGCUCAAAGGAGAUCCCUUCCUUCCUUUGAGGAAAUACUGGGACAUUUCACAAAUUCAGUUUUUAAAAAAUGGAACCUUGUUCCUGUGAUACUUUUGUGGCAUUACCUCCAGCAACGGUUGAUGACAGGAUUAUUUUUGGAAAAAAUUCAGAUAGAUUGUGUGAUGAAGUACAGGAAGUAGUUUAUUUUCCUGCUGCAACUCAUGAUAACCUGAGAGAACAUCUUCAGUGUACUUACAUAGAAAUUGAUCAAGUUCCUGAAACAUAUGCUGUUGUCCUCAGUCGCCCAGCUUGGUUAUGGGGGGCAGAAAUGGGAGCUAAUGAGCAUGGAGUUUGCAUCGGGAAUGAAGCUGUAUGGGGAAGAGAAGAAGUUUGUGAUGAAGAGGCACUACUGGGCAUGGAUCUUGUCAGACUUGGCCUUGAAAGAGCGGAGACAGCUGAAAAAGCCCUCAAUGUCAUUGUUGAUCUAUUAGAAAAAUAUGGCCAGGGUGGAAAUUGUACAGAGGGUAGGAUGGUUUUCAGCUAUCACAACAGUUUCCUGAUAGCUGAUAGGAAAGAAGCCUGGGUUCUGGAGACGGCAGGGAAGUACUGGGCAGCAGAAAAAGUACAAGAGGGAGUUCGUAAUAUUUCUAAUCAGCUUUCUAUAACAACCAAGAUUGAUCGGGAACAUCCAGACCUGAGAAACUAUGCUCAGCAGAAAGGCUGGUGGGAUGGUAAAAAGGAGUUUGAUUUUGCUGCAACAUACUCUUAUCUUGACACAGCCAAGAUGAUGCUUUCUCCAGGCAGAUACUGUGAAGGCUACAAACUUUUGAAUAAGCACAAAGGAAAUAUAACUUUUGAAACAAUGAUGGAAAUUCUCCGAGAUAAACCAAGUGGCAUUAAUAUGGAAGGAGAGUUCUUGACCACUGCAAGCAUGGUUUCUAUUUUACCUCAAGACUCCAACCUUCCUUGCAUUCACUUCUUUACAGGGACUCCUGAUCCUGAGAGAUCUGUUUUUAAGCCCUUCAUAUUUGUGCCAAAUGUUUCACAACUGUUGGAUACCAGUUCACCAACAUUUGAGCUUGAAGAUCCAGUCAAAAAGAAGCCACGUUUUCAGUUUAAGCCUGACAGAAGACACCUACUGUACCAAGAACAUCAACAGGCAUUGGAAGUAAUAGACAAAAAGGAGGAAAAAGCCAAAACCAUGUUGGACAACAUGAGGAAACUGGAGAAAGAACUUUUCAAAGAAAUGGAAUCAAUUCUUCAAAACAAGCAUCUUGAUGUUGAUAAAAUUGUUAAUCUCUUUCCUCAGUGUGCAAAAGACGAAAUUAGAAUUUAUAGGUCAAACAUGAGUCCUUAGAGGUCAUAUAAAUGGUCAACAAUCUUCCUCAAAGUCAGAAUCUAUCACCUUGGUAAAUGAUAUAACCUAG
Messenger RNA from Hyaena hyaena (striped hyena), 1502 nucleotides. RefSeq names its product secernin 3 (gene SCRN3). Gene Ontology annotation, biological process: proteolysis. The record is from RefSeq and is a predicted model, not a curated record. Gene Ontology annotation, molecular function: dipeptidase activity; cysteine-type exopeptidase activity. Bases 164 to 1432 code for a protein of 422 amino acids. The transcript is spliced from 9 exons. Lineage: Eukaryota; Metazoa; Chordata; Mammalia; Carnivora; Hyaenidae.